Messenger RNA from Humulus lupulus (European hop), 989 nucleotides. RefSeq names its product non-specific lipid transfer protein GPI-anchored 14-like. The coding region runs from base 16 to 789 and encodes 257 amino acids. NCBI's taxonomy places the organism in Eukaryota, Viridiplantae, Streptophyta, Magnoliopsida, Rosales, Cannabaceae. The transcript is spliced from 3 exons. The record is from RefSeq and is a predicted model, not a curated record.
CAUGUCUAAGUACCAAUGUCUAUUUAUCAAUAUAAUAAUGUCACCCACUACAUCUCUUUCCUUUUUCCAAAGUCACUUUCUUCUUCUUCUCCAUAUAAAGAGCCUCCAAAGACUAGAGAUAGAGACCAUCAUACUCAUCAAAACCUCUCUCUUUCUGAUCAUUUUUCUUUCUUUCUCUCGGCUAAAAUGGGUUCAAAACAUGAAACUAUGGGAGUUACAAACACAUGGGGUUUGGCAGUAGUAGCAGUACUAGUAGUGUUGAAUAACAUAGGGUUUGUGAGGUCAACGAGUCUUGACGAGGACCGAGCACAGUGCGCGGACAAGCUUGUUGGGCUGGCUACGUGCCUGCCGUACGUGGGCGGAGAGGCCAAGAGUCCGACGUUGGACUGCUGCAGUGGGCUGAAGACGGUGGUGGAGAAGAGCAAGAAGUGCCUUUGUGUUCUGCUCAAAGACCGCAAUGAUCCCAACCUUGGCAUCAACCUCAACUCCACUCUUGCUUUACAACUCCCCACUUCCUGCCACGUCCCCACCAACAUAUCUAAGUGUGUUGAACUCUUGCAUUUGGCACCCAAUUCUUCUGAUGCAAAGAUGUUUGAAGGAUAUGCAAAUAGCCAUGGGAAAAGCAGUAGUGGCUCUUUGGCUCCAAUUUCAAGUGAAAAUUCUACAAGCAAUGGGAGCACAAUUGGAAAUGACAAAAGUGAAAGUGGGAAAGGAAAAGGAUUGAUGGGAAUGGAGAUAAUUAUGGGAACUAUCCUAUUUUUCUGUCCACAUUUAGUUCUUUACAUUUGAUAUAUAUAUAUAUAUAUAAAUAUUUAUAUAUAUAUAUUUAUCUAAUUUACACUUUAAUUGUUUUGUUCCUUUUAUGGCUUUUGGUGAUAUGAUUUUGUAAGAGAUGUAUAUUUUUGUAGCAUUUACCUGAAUAUACUUAUUUAUUUGGGGAAAAUGUUUUAAUUAAUUAAUUAAAAUCAAGUUUGUUUGUUUGUAUUGUA